AUGUCACGCACGGAGGAGGGAGCCGCCUUGCCGUCGACGAGCGGCACGUGUCCCCGCCACUGCGAGGGGGCCACGCCGGCGCUGCUGGGCGACGCGGCGGGACCGGCCCCCGGUGCCUGCUCCGCGCGGGUGCGGUACCGCCGCCGCGAGGCCACGCUGACGUACGACCGGGCGAAGGGGCGCGUUCUCCUGCAGCGGGCGAAUUCGGGCGGGAAGGUGGUCAACCUCGCGAACCUUUCCACGUGGCUCGUCCUGAACAUUGAAACCCCGGAGGAGGGCGCCCUGCGCCAGGCACGGCGGACCAAGCCGGGUCUGGCCCCCGCUGCCACGGCGGCGGCAAAGCCAUGCAAACGUCGCUCCUUCCGUGGCUCCCUGACGACGUCACCGCAGCUUAUGGAGACAAUAUAUCCGCGCUCCCGAAGCCUCUCCACUUUACCCUCACACCAUCUUGGGAACCAGUCUCGUUCUGCCAGCGGCGUUGACACGGCAGGGUUGGCGCGCUCCACUUCCGGCGGCGUGCGACCCUCUGAGCCUUCCGGGUGCACGUAUUACCUUUACUAUGUUAAGGGCCCUGGUUCCUCGCUGCGAGUAUCCACGGUGGAAUUCGCACCUCUGCCAGACGCUAAGAGCCAGGAAGACGUGCGAGUUGUUGUGCAGGCUAUCUUGCGCGGCGUGUAUCCAUGCGGGGCGAAGCAGCUCUUCCUGUUUGUCAGCCCCAAGUCAGGUUCCGGCAAUGCCGUUAGCAUUACGGAAGACCAGGUCCUGCCGGUGUUGUAUUACACACGUCACGAGGUGCGCGCGAUUAUUACAACCCGCGUCUUUCACUGUGAGGAUUACAUAGCCAACUUCGCGAAUGAGGUCAACAGUGGGCACGUCCUUGUCUGCGUUGGGGGGGAUGGGAUGAUCCACGAGGCAGUGAACGGCCUCUUCCGGCGAAAGCAGGCCAUGCGAGCGAGAGAGGAGGCUGCGAGGCCGACAAAAGCGUUCAACUCACACGGGCAGGGGGAAGAACAGCACAAGAGCGGGAGAGAGACGACGAAAGGGAGUGCAGAGGGGGAGAGUAGUCUCUCCGUGCUGGACGAAGACGGGAGACACGAGCAAGGGGAAGCGGAGGAAGCGUCACGCAGCACAGAUGCGGAGACGGCACGAAUGACAGCGAGUCAUCCCCCACAGCCAUCCACACAACAGUUUGGGAUUAAAAUCCUUCCGACUUCUAGCGCCUACGAAGGCGCUAGGUUUUCCAUGCCGUUGGUCGCCACCAUCCCUGCCGGCAGUGGGUGCGGGAUGGCGAAAACGCUCGGCAUCAUCUCGGUAAAGGAAGGCGUUCUUGCCCUUGUGCAUCUUAAAACGUGUGCUAAGGACCUGAUGAGUAUGCAAUACCUUGUAAAUGAGAGCCAUGACCGGCAUUCGAAGUUGUUCCCACACAACUUCGUUAAGGCUGCGCAUACUCGGGGGAAAACGCACCGUGAGCAGGAGGAAGAGAGGGAAAAGGUCACUGCAGAGCGCAUUGCUUUUAUGUCUGUGACCUUUGGUCUCCUAAAUGACAUUGACCGGGGCUCGGAGAAGCUGCGGUGGAUGGGAAAUAGUCGCUUUACCGUGUACGGGGCGUACACCUUCCUGAGAGGCGUGCGCUCGUAUCGUGUGCGCCUGCGGUAUUUGCCGUGGCUUGGACGGCAAGGGCAAAAGAUGGAGAAACUGGAGGACUCGGGCACCUUUCCAGGCGAGGCGGGAAUUCCGCGCUGCACCAGAACGGACGCCUGUAUGCAUUGCCGAGCCCACAAGGAUUCCGCGACAACUUCCGAGCUUGCCCGGGACUUGGACCCGCUCACCUUCCCUCUUCAAGACACGGUGAGUAGCGACGCCUCCGGCACUUUGCAGGGCGAGUUGGUGGACUUUGAGGAUGACAGUCUUCCGUGGGUGGCGCUUGAUGGAAGCCAUUACGCUAUUUUCUUAAGCAACAUUCGCGACGCCGCGAAGGAUAUUAUGAUGGCGCCGCUGGCUCACAUGAGUGAUGGAGCCAUCGAUGUGGUGUUCGCCAGAGAAAGGGAUGUUAAGUGCGGCCGUGCCCAAUUCCUGAAGUUUUUUAGCAAAAUGGAAUCUGGGGAACACGUCCAUCUGCCCUUUGUGAGCUACAUCAAGGCGCGAGCGGUUGAGUUGGAGGCCGUCGAGGGGUUUAUUAUGUCCGAUGGUGAGGUGAUGCCCUUCACAAAGGUGCGUGUUACUCCGUUGCGCCGUGCUGCUGAGUUUGUGCGAGGGCGGUAG
This is a messenger RNA of Trypanosoma conorhini, 2262 nucleotides long. RefSeq names its product putative sphingosine kinase A, B. The record is from RefSeq and is a predicted model, not a curated record. Gene Ontology annotation, biological process: sphingosine biosynthetic process. NCBI's taxonomy places the organism in Eukaryota, Euglenozoa, Kinetoplastea, Trypanosomatida, Trypanosomatidae. The coding region runs from base 1 to 2262 and encodes 753 amino acids. Gene Ontology annotation, cellular component: intracellular membrane-bounded organelle; cytoplasm; membrane. Gene Ontology annotation, molecular function: kinase activity. The transcript has a single exon.